This is a messenger RNA of Microthlaspi erraticum, 1404 nucleotides long. The record is from the annotation of a GenBank genome assembly. NCBI's taxonomy places the organism in Eukaryota, Viridiplantae, Streptophyta, Magnoliopsida, Brassicales, Brassicaceae.
AUGAGUGCAACUUUAGAAACCGACAAGUUUCACAAGUACUUUAGCGGUUCGCCUCUUAUUAAAGUCCCCGGCAGGCUUCAUCCAGUGGAGAUAUUGUAUACUCUAGAACCUGAGAUGGACUAUCUUGAGGCUGCUAUAAACACUGUCAUCCAGAUUCAUAAAUGUGAGCCACCUGGCGAUGUUCUUGUUUUCUUGACUGGGGAAGAAGAGAUUGAAGAAGCUUGCAAAAGUAUCACAUGUAAACUUGGAGACCAAGUCACAGUCAUGCCAUUGUAUGCCACUCUUCCGUCUGCCUUGCAACACAAGAUAUUCGAUCCUACAACAGACCCAACGAAAAUCUACGACCCAAUCACUCGUGUUGAGUCCUUGUUGGUGUCUCCAAUAUCACAGGCAAGUGCUAACCAAAGAGCAGGUCGUGCCGGUAGAACAAGGCCCGGAAAAUGCUUCAGGCUUUACACUGAGAAGAGUUUCAAUGAGCUUAAGACGCAAACGUAUCCUGAGAUAUUGAGAUCAAACCUCGCAAACACUGUUCUUACGUUGAAAAAGCUGCGUGUGGAUGACUUGAUACGCUUUGAUUUUAUGGAUCCUCCUGCUCCUGACACUCUUGCUCGGGCCUUAGGAGAUUUGUUUCAUUUGGGAGCACUUGAUGAUGAAGUUAAUUUGACAAAGACAGGCGAGAAGAUGAGUGAGUUUCCCUUGGAUCCACAGAUGACAAAGAUGCUCAUAGUCAGUCCUGAAUAUAACUGCUCCAACGAGAUUCUUUCGAUUUGCGCGAUGCUAUCAGUACCCAAUUGUUUCAUCAGGCCAAGUAGGGAAGCUUCAAAAGCAGCAGAUGAGGCUAAAUCAAGGUUUGCACACGCUGAUGGAGAUCACCUCACGCUCUUGAAUGUGUACCAUGCUUUCUUGCAAAACAAGCAAGAUCCGAACUGGUGCUACGAAAACUUCAUAAACUACAGAGCAAUGAAGUCUGCGGUUAGUGUUAGAGAGCAGCUGGUCCGGAUCAUGUCGAGGUUUGAGAUGAAGUUGUGCAGCAAUAGUUUCACUAGUCCUAACUACUACGUCAACAUAAGAAAGGCCUUGCUUGCGGGUUAUUUCAUGCAAGUGGCUCACCUAGAAAGCACUAGUGGCCACUACUUGACUCUCAAACAUAAGUUGGAGAACAAUCAAGUGGUUCACUUGCAUCCUUCUAGUUGCUUGGAUCACAAGCCUGAGUGGGUUGUUUACAAUGAAUACGUUUUCACUACCCGGAACUUCAUACGAACUGUUACACAUAUUGAGGGUGAAUGGCUUGUUGAAGUAGCACCACAUUACCAUAAUCUUGCGAACUUGACCAACUGUGAUGCCAAACGAGUGCUUCAAAAGCCUCAUAAGAAGAGAAAGCGUGAGAAGAAAGGAGUUGCAUAG